AUGGAGAAUUUCCUCCUAGAAAUGGAAAGGGAGAAGCCUGUUAGAUUCACAGCACAACAGCUAGAUUCAUUUACAAGUAAUUACUCAACUAGGUUCGGAUCUGGAGGUUUUGGAUCAGUCUUCAAGGGUCAAUUUCCAAAUGGAGAGAGGAUUGCAAUAAAGGUUCUUAAAUGGAGUGUGGACAGAAGAGCUGAAGCGCAAUUCAUGGCAGAAGUGGGUGCAAUUGGAAGAACUUACCAUUUAAAUCUGGUUAGACUUUAUGGUUUUUGCCACGACCAGUUCAUGAGCGCGCUUGUCUAUGAGUACAUGGAAAAUGGAGAAGAAAUACGAGUCUUGGUUCUACUGACAGCCUCGAUGUUGUUUCCUAAACAUGUUUGGGAAGUAUAUGAGAAAGGCGAAGUGGGUGCAGUGACAUUAGCUUGUGUGAUUGAAGAGAGAGAGAAAGAGAAAGCAGAGGGAAUGUGUAAGGUGGCAUUGUGGUGUGUACAAGACUCACCAGAGGCGAGGUCACCAAUGAGUGCUGUGGUGAAGAUGUUGGAGGGAGGAGUGGAAAUUGUGCCACUUCCAAAACCAUUUCAGUAG
This is a messenger RNA of Pistacia vera, 582 nucleotides long. RefSeq names its product LEAF RUST 10 DISEASE-RESISTANCE LOCUS RECEPTOR-LIKE PROTEIN KINASE-like 2.7. NCBI's taxonomy places the organism in Eukaryota, Viridiplantae, Streptophyta, Magnoliopsida, Sapindales, Anacardiaceae. Gene Ontology annotation, molecular function: ATP binding; protein tyrosine kinase activity. The record is from RefSeq and is a predicted model, not a curated record. Gene Ontology annotation, biological process: protein phosphorylation. Bases 1 to 582 code for a protein of 193 amino acids. The transcript has 2 exons.